This is a messenger RNA of Cordyceps fumosorosea ARSEF 2679, 780 nucleotides long. RefSeq names its product Ribosomal protein L7Ae/L30e/S12e/Gadd45. Lineage: Eukaryota; Fungi; Ascomycota; Sordariomycetes; Hypocreales; Cordycipitaceae. Gene Ontology annotation, biological process: ribosome biogenesis. The coding region runs from base 1 to 780 and encodes 259 amino acids. The record is from RefSeq and is a predicted model, not a curated record. Gene Ontology annotation, cellular component: ribonucleoprotein complex. The transcript has 2 exons.
AUGGCCGCCGAACGCCCCGACAAGAAGGAGAAGAAGGACAAGAAGGAGAAGCGCGCGAGCGAGGAGUCGGGCGUGAAGAAGGAUAAGAAGGAUAAGAAGGACAAGAAGGACAAGAAGGAGAAGCUCGCCGCGGCGCUCGAGGACAAGAUCCAGCAGGACGCGGCCAAGCAGACCAAGGAGGACAAGAAGGCCAAGAAGGCCGCCGCGGCCGCUGCUGCCGCUGCGGACGACUCGGACUCGGACAUGGAGGACAGCGACAAGGCUGCGGAGCUGCCCCUCGAGCGCACGGUGGUGUCCUUUGCCGUGCCCGUCGCGGACGAGAAGGGCAUGAAGAAGGUGUACAAGACGAUUCGCAAGUCCGCCAAGAACGGCACCCUCAAGCGCGGCGUCAAGGAGGUCGUCAAGACGCUCCGCAAGUCCCCCGCCGGCGGGCCCUCCAACAAGACCACCGCCUUCCCCGGCAUCGUCGUCAUCGCCGGCGACAUCUCCCCGGCCGACGUCAUCUCGCACAUCCCCGUGCUGUGCGAGGACCACGACGUGCCCUUCAUCUUCGUCACCUCGCGCGCCGAGCUCGGCGCCGCCGCCCGCACGAAGCGCCCGACCUCGGUGGUCAUGAUCAUGGCGAAGCAGCAGGACAAGAAGAAGAAGGCUGCCGAGAAGGACGGGGAGGAGGAGGAGGACGGGGAGGAGUUUGCGGAGGCGUACGCGGCGCUGGCAAAGUACGUGCAGAAGGAGUACCAGAAGCAAAGUUUCUGGGCCAAGGGCGAGUCCAAGGCGUGA